AUGUCAUCUUUACCACCUUCAAAACGGUACAGGACAAAGAAAACCUCACGUCGACAGUACUGCCUUGAACGCAACCUCGCCUGCACAUCCGUGUACGUCGACGAACAGCAUGCCAAGAGAAAAUGCGUUCAGGAAGCACAGCGACUCUCACUCCCUAUUGAGCCUCUCAUACUUCAAGCCAGCGUCAACAAGGACUGCUCCUGGACUAGCCUUCUCGAGAUCAUUUCUUGCAUGCCCGCUCCACUCUCUCGUCAGUCCAGUGAGCCUAUGCAAGAUUGGAGCGUGGAGACCCGAUCGCAGUCACCCUCGAACCUGGACCGUGGGCAGCAGGAUGACGCAAGUAUUGCCAGUCUGGACUUUGCAGACACCCAUUCAAUCUCGAGCAACAAGAGCUCUAUCGCAUCCAUAGCAAGCACCAGUCAGGCGCCUUCGAUCCUUUCGCUUUCUGAAGGGAGCUCCAGCUGGACAGCAUUCUUCAAUCCGGAUGCGUCCACGUCCUCCUUGGCACCAAGCACCGUAUCUACGCAUCCAAUCGCCCAAGUCAACUUGGGUAAGCCACCCACUUGCGUUCGAUCGCUCACUCUUCCCUUCAUGGGCACAAAGUCCGUAGAUGAGAACGCCUCUACUGCAGCAACGGUUGACUCCAGUAGUAAAAUUGACGCUUUCAGUUUCGGUGGCGACUUUCUACAGAAUGGUACAUUCAGCUCUAUUGGUUUGGACAGUGAAAUCAGCCAGCCAAGCGCAUCUGUGCUUUCCAGCUGGAACUUGACAGCGGAUAAUCAAAAUCUUGGUACUCAAGUCAGUCCACCUUCUCUGCCUGAAGCCGCUGCCGAGACAUCCUGUGAAGGACAAGCGCUGCCAAUCAUCUCCUCACACCUUCAUACUUCUCCGCAGUGCGAGUCCUCGAUCAGCUCGUUGAAGCGAAAGGAGAGGGACGAGAACCAUGUGACGAGUAGCCUGGACUUGGCUAGCACUGCUGCUAUGUCGUCUCCUAUCUGGCAAGACCUUCGCAACAUGUGGUGCAACAGUCUUUUGAACUUCCUCGAAAGUCCCGCCACACUCGACGUGGCAAAAGCCGCAACACCAGGCGAGUGCCUUCGGGCUGACCACCAGUCCCCUCUCACCCCUACCACCGCACAUGGCGAGCAAACGCCUUCUACCUGUGCUACCUUUUCAACUUCCCCGUUGUCAUCUAUCUCAGCGCGAAACACUUGCGCCUCUUCGACGUACUCUUCCACCUCCUCUCAUGAUUCGUCAAUGUCGUUCAGGGUCAACCCGCAUCUGAUCCGCUGCGACUCGAAAGAAUUAUACAACGCGGCACGAACAGUCUUUAGUCUCUGUCCCGUUUUACCACCCCUCGAGAUCCUGGCUAGGCGAGAGUUGCGUCGCUUCAGGUCUUUGCCGGAUCAUCUCGUGCUAACAUUGCUUGCCAUUGGGGAGGCAUACGGCCGUCCUGAUGGGGUGGAGGCCGUCCCCGUCGAAGGCGACCAGGAUUUCAAGUGCAGCCAUAGCGAAAGAUGGUCAGUCUGCAACGACGCAGUGUUGCAUCUGGAACGAAAAGUCCGACGCAGCGAGUCGAGCUCGUUGAGCUCCGCAAUGGUCGACGAUGCCGUGACCAUGAUCCUCUUUACGCGCUUCUCGCCUUUCUUUCAACAAGGAGCGAAAGAGCGACGAGAAAAUCUUGCGCAAUGCAUCAAGAAGCUCUGCGGCCGGAUGACACCAGCGGACCCCUCCCAGGCUGACAGCGGCGCCAAGUUGCUUUCGUCGACAGAUAGGCGAACCAUCAAGCUCAUUUGUGUCGAGCUUGCUGCACGGCAGCUUGCGGCAGAGUUCGGCUCACAAAGAAUGGCGCCUUCGUCCGAGACGUGUUCACCACUCUGCGAUAUCGACCAGAUCGAAUUCAGCCAGUCUGAUUACCCACAUUUUAGCAAGGCUGAAUUCCUCAUCACGGAAACGGAGGAAGGAACGCCCGAGCUUUUCUGUCUAGGCCAGACUUGUGAGGGCGAUACGCAGCUCGAUGCACAUAAGCUUGCAGUCGCUGCCAACGUCCGCCUUGAUCUAGUUCGUGUCGCUGUGGAUGUCUCUAGAGCCUUGCAACUACUCUCUCUUGAUCAGAAAAAAGAGCAUCAGAUCGAAAGGCUCGGGAGGCUCCGAGAAAGCUUACUUCAGUCCUGCGCUAGAGUGCAAUCCCAUUGCACCGGAUGGAACAAUCUUUCCGCGCUUUCCAAUCUGGUAAUGGCUCUGCGGGCCUUGGCUGAGACAACGUUGGAGCCACACAAACUCGGUGCUCAACCUCGAUCCUGCGAAGCCAUCAUGCUGCGAGAGGUGUGCGCAUUCACGACAUCGUUCUCUCGCAUGACUUACGGCUUGUAA
Molecule: messenger RNA, 2373 nt
Organism: Ustilago hordei
Lineage: Eukaryota; Fungi; Basidiomycota; Ustilaginomycetes; Ustilaginales; Ustilaginaceae
Exons: 3
Coding region: 1-2373 (790 amino acids)
Source: RefSeq, a predicted model, not a curated record